AGUUCAGAGCGAGGAGAGGGAGAAGGAGAGAGGGGCAGAGGAGAAGCGGGAGAGGGAAAGCGAGCCAGACGGGAAGAAGCGCCCCGGAGUCUCUCCAACCAGCAAGAGAUGAGCAACCCGUUAGGAAUUUUUCGGGCCGCUGUCACCCCGGAGAGCAGCCCGAGAAGCACCAUCACCCCAACUCUGACGUUUCCUACAAGAAGUUAGAGACUUCAGCGGCGCUGACAUCGGAGGGAAAUGGUAUGCUGGAUGCUGUGGAAAAUACCCCUGAGCUGGAGAAGUGCGCCUGGAUGCUGUGCGUGCUAAAUACCAGAAGAGCCCAGACCCCCUGGGUAAUAGAGAAGGAAUGUGGAGAGAAUAACGACCAAUCUGCGAAUUUGUUCUCUGGAGUUGCUAAUUUGCCAGCCCGAAGCAACACAUUUCACCGGGAGGAAACGCGGUGCUGCUCCUGAUUUUCUCCCCAAACGUGCUACCAGAUGCAUGGCUUUCUAUGUGUGGGAACAAAUCGUUCCUAACUGCAGCAUACCGGGAAAGGGGAAAGGUUGAGGCAACUAACUGGCUGUCUCCAAAUAAGCGAUGAGAUGUAAUGCAUCCUCCCGUCCAUGCACGCUUCCUCUUGCAAUUCGUGCAUCCUUCCUCAGUGGGAACCUUUAAACCCUAAAAUUCGGGAAAAGAAAAUAAAUACAUUAUCAUGGACCUGAGGGAUUUUUACCUGUUGGCUGCUCUGAUUGCCUGUUUAAGGCUGGAUUCCGCAAUAGCUCAAGAACUUAUUUACACGAUUAGAGAGGAAUUGCCUGAAAAUGUGCCCAUAGGAAACAUACCAAAGGAUCUGAACAUUUCUCACAUCAAUGCUGCCACAGGGACCAGUGCCAGCCUCGUCUACAGACUGGUUUCUAAAGCUGGGGAUGCCCCUUUGGUGAAAGUGUCCAGUAGCACUGGGGAGAUUUUCACAACCUCCAAUAGAAUAGACAGAGAGAAGCUCUGUGCUGGAGCCUCUUACGCUGAGGAGAAUGAGUGUUUCUUUGAACUUGAGGUGGUCAUCCUCCCCAAUGACUUUUUCAGGCUGAUCAAAAUAAAAAUAAUUGUUAAGGAUACCAAUGACAAUGCCCCCAUGUUUCCAUCUCCUGUCAUCAAUAUUUCAAUUCCAGAAAACACUUUGAUCAACAGCCGCUUUCCAAUCCCAUCAGCAACAGAUCCUGACACAGGCUUCAAUGGUGUUCAGCAUUAUGAGUUGUUAAAUGGGCAGAGUGUGUUUGGACUGGAUAUUGUGGAAACUCCGGAGGGAGAGAAGUGGCCGCAAUUGAUUGUUCAGCAAAACUUGGACCGAGAACAGAAAGAUACCUAUGUGAUGAAAAUCAAAGUAGAGGAUGGAGGCACUCCACAGAAAUCCAGCACGGCCAUCCUGCAGGUCACAGUAAGUGAUGUAAAUGACAACAGGCCAGUGUUUAAGGAGGGGCAAGUAGAGGUCCAUAUCCCGGAGAAUGCUCCUGUGGGCACCUCUGUCAUUCAGCUCCAUGCCACUGACGCAGACAUAGGCAGUAAUGCUGAAAUCCGGUACAUUUUUGGUGCCCAGGUCGCCCCUGCUACCAAAAGACUCUUUGCUUUAAAUAAUACUACUGGGCUGAUCACUGUCCAGAGGUCCCUAGAUCGAGAGGAGACGGCCAUUCACAAAGUGACAGUGCUGGCUAGUGAUGGCAGCUCCACUCCGGCUCGAGCCACUGUCACCAUCAAUGUGACUGAUGUGAAUGAUAACCCUCCUAACAUAGACCUCAGGUACAUCAUAAGUCCCAUCAAUGGCACGGUGUAUUUGUCCGAGAAAGAUCCCGUCAACACCAAGAUUGCCCUAAUUACAGUUUCUGAUAAGGACACAGAUGUGAAUGGCAAAGUGAUCUGUUUUAUUGAAAGAGAGGUCCCAUUUCACUUGAAGGCAGUGUACGACAACCAGUAUUUGUUAGAGACCUCCUCUUUGUUGGACUAUGAGGGCACCAAAGAAUUCAGCUUUAAAAUUGUUGCCUCUGAUUCUGGGAAGCCCAGUUUAAAUCAGACUGCCCUGGUAAGGGUUAAGCUUGAGGACGAAAAUGACAACCCACCCAUUUUCAACCAGCCUGUAAUUGAGCUGUCAGUUUCUGAAAACAACCGACGUGGGUUAUACUUAACAACUAUUAGUGCCACAGAUGAGGACAGUGGGAAAAACGCAGACAUUGUUUACCAGCUUGGACCGAAUGCCUCCUUCUUUGAUCUGGACCGAAAGACAGGAGUUUUGACAGCCUCCAGAGUCUUUGACAGAGAGGAACAAGAGCGGUUCAUUUUUACAGUAACUGCCAGGGACAAUGGGACCCCUCCCCUCCAAAGCCAAGCGGCGGUGAUUGUUACUGUUCUGGAUGAGAAUGACAACAGCCCCAAGUUUACUCAUAACCACUUUCAGUUUUUUGUGUCUGAGAAUCUGCCAAAGUAUAGUACUGUGGGGGUGAUCACAGUCACAGACGCAGAUGCUGGCGAGAAUAAAGCUGUGACUCUUUCCAUUCUGAAUGACAAUGAUAAUUUUGUGUUGGAUCCCUAUUCCGGAGUCAUCAAGUCGAAUGUCUCAUUCGACAGAGAGCAGCAGAGUUCCUACACUUUUGAUGUCAAAGCCACCGAUGGAGGACAGCCACCCCGGUCCUCUACGGCGAAGGUAACCAUCAAUGUCAUGGACGUCAAUGACAACAGCCCCGUUGUCAUCUCCCCACCGUCUAACACUUCUUUCAAGUUGGUGCCCCUCUCGGCCAUCCCUGGCUCGGUGGUAGCAGAAGUGUUUGCGGUGGAUAUCGACACCGGGAUGAACGCUGAACUGAAGUACACAAUUGUGAGUGGCAACAGCAAAGGCUUGUUUCGGAUUGACCCAGUCACCGGCAACAUCACCCUGGAAGAGAAACCGGCGCCCACCGACGUGGGCUUGCACCGUCUGGUGGUCAACAUAAGCGACCUGGGCUACCCCAAGUCCUUGCACACACUUGUGCUUGUUUUUCUGUAUGUGAACGACACGGCUGGGAAUGCCUCCUAUAUCUACGACUUGAUUCGCAGGACUAUGGAGACCCCCCUGGACAGGAACAUAGGGGACAGCAGCCAGCCCUACCAAAACGAGGACUAUCUCACCAUCAUGAUCGCCAUCGUGGCCGGUGCCAUGGUGGUCAUCGUCGUGAUCUUCGUCACCGUGCUGGUGCGCUGUCGCCACGCAUCCCGGUUCAAGGCAGCUCAGAGGAGCAAGCAAGGGGCUGAAUGGAUGUCCCCCAACCAGGAGAACAAGCAAAACAAGAAAAAGAAGAGAAAGAAAAGGAAGUCUCCCAAGAGCUCGCUGUUGAACUUUGUGACCAUCGAAGAGUCCAAACCCGAUGACGCGGUGCACGAACCCAUCAAUGGGACCAUCAGCCUGCCGGCUGAGCUGGAGGAGCAGAGCAUAGGAAGAUUUGACUGGGGCCCCGCACCCCCGACCACCUUCAAGCCUAACAGCCCUGACCUGGCCAAGCACUACAAAUCCGCUUCUCCACAGCCUGCUUUCCAUCUGAAACCAGACACUCCAGUGUCCGUGAAAAAGCAUCACGUGAUUCAGGAACUCCCUUUGGACAACACCUUUGUCGGGGGUUGUGACACCCUGUCCAAACGCUCCUCCACUAGUUCAGAUCACUUCAGUGCCUCAGAGUGCAGUUCCCAAGGAGGCUUCAAGACAAAGGGCCCCUUACACACCAGACAGGGACACCACCCGUCUGGGGAUUUUCACCUUAUACAUCACUCCUAUUACAAAACAACAUAUAAAAGAGUGAAUCUGUUUCACAGUCGUAGUUAACACAGCUGGAGCCAUUUGAAACCUGCUGGCUUUUGCUUCCAAUUAUUCCAUAGACUAGAAAGCAUCUCAGUUGAAGGAAUGGCAUCCAUGGUGUAAUCAAACUAGUUAAAAUGUCUCUGGGUAUUUGGAUCAUAUUUCUGGGACUCAUCAAAUUUUUGCCAGAAGCAUAAUACCCAAUUUUUUUUAACUUUUUUCAUAUUUUAAAAUAUGUUCAUUUAUAAGUUUUAAUGUUUGAAUAUGCAAGUUUAUAAUGUUUAGGUAUGUGGGUUGCAUAACAUAAAUUAGAUACAAAAUAUAAAAAUAAAACACAAUGUUAUAGUACCUUGAAAAAUUCUUUUUCUUUAAGUCCUGAGACUAAAAUCAUUGCCUUAUAGCUGAAAUCAUCAAGAUAAAGUUAAUGAUUUGGAUUAGGAGUAAACUAUAGUGAGGAUUUGUUAUUAACUUUAUCAACUAAAGAAAUAGAUGUAGUCACAUUUCAAUUGGUCUCUUUGUGACUGAGAUGGUAGAAAUUAAAUUUUAAAUUUCUUAUUAACCAUUGCUACACUCUCAGUGUGAACCAAUUGUUUUUGGUUGGCCUUUCGUUUAGUUCUAAUUUCAUAUAUACACAGUGUUUCAAUAAGAAGGACUUUAAAAUAAAACAAACAAUGACAAGAAAACUCUUUGUGCUUGGAAAGACUUAAACAGAUAAAACAUGGCGAAGUAACGUGAUUUCCUUUAGACUACUGCUUGUUUUAUGCUAAGUUAUGAUAUCUAUUUUACAGCAUUAGGAUGCUGAGCAGAGUGGAGACAUAAUAUGGGCGUGCCUUGGGUAUCAGACCUCAUGGAGUUGUAAGGAUUAUAGCAUGACAUAUAGUAUAUGUUCAAUAAAUUCUACUUAAGCCCACCACAGGGGCAAGCAUGGAGAUGGUCAGGCAAAAUGAGGUUGUUAAACAUAUUUUAAAUGGCAAGAAUUAGGUUUUAAGGAUUUGGAUUUAUUGUUUUAUUUGAAAUACUUUGCAUUCUAAUGGCAUCAAAUAUAUGUAUAUAUAUAAAAUACAUGUAGCUAAAUAUAAAUUAAGAUGGCCACCAUUUUAUGUUGUUCAUAUCAGCCAUAUCUUCUAUUAACUCUUAGACUGCAGAGGUAAUUAUGCAUCCCAGGAAGUUUAUGUAAAUUCAAGUUCACAUAAAGACCAAAUACUUAUUAUAUGAAGAGAAUUAUAUUUCUUGUACUGUACCUUUAAAAUCUUGAUUUUUCUCAUUUAGCAAUGUAAAAGACUUUUGCUGCCUGCUGAACUUUUAUCUUAUUUGGACUCUUAUCAUUCUUGGGCUCUAGCCUGACAUCUAGCUAGACAAUAUCCAUUCAGUCUUAUCACUAGACUACUGAACCAUAUUAUAUUAUCCUUAAUGGAUACUAAAACUUACUCCAGAAUUAUAUCCUAUAGUUUUAAAUGCAUAUUCUUUUAAAAAAUUCUCUGAAAUAUAACUAUGAAUUUUUUCUGCUGCCAAAGAACUGUGAUAUGAUCCACUGAUAUAUGCAAAUUAGUCUCUUUUCUUAUUAAUUCUCUUAUUCAAUAGACAUCUAUUGAGUAACUGCUAUGAUCUAGGAAUGGUGUUAGAAAAUGGAAAUUAAAAAAAAAUGAAUACGACAUCCUUGCUUUAAAAGAUCCCAGUGGAUGUUAAACACAAUAUUUUUUUCU
This is a messenger RNA of Myotis brandtii (Brandt's bat), 5496 nucleotides long. RefSeq names its product protocadherin 9 (gene PCDH9). The transcript has 3 exons. The record is from RefSeq and is a predicted model, not a curated record. The coding region runs from base 692 to 3820 and encodes 1042 amino acids. Gene Ontology annotation, cellular component: plasma membrane. Gene Ontology annotation, biological process: homophilic cell-cell adhesion. Lineage: Eukaryota; Metazoa; Chordata; Mammalia; Chiroptera; Vespertilionidae. Gene Ontology annotation, molecular function: calcium ion binding.